GGGGCUGAGGUGCCUGAGUCAGGCUGAGGGUGGGAUCACCGCAGUUAACAGGAAGUCAGAUUUCCCCUUUUUUCCAAGCAGAAGGCAGAGGGUACAGGGUUGGUUGAGCAGGCAGCUGGUACUAACACUGCUGGACUCUGGGUGAAGGCUGUUCUGUCAUGAGGUUGGCUGUGUUCUUCUCUGGGGCCUUGCUGGGGCUACUAGCAGCCCAGGGGACAGGGAAUGACUGUCCUCGUAAAAAAUCUGCCACUCUGCUGCCAUCUUUCACGGUGACACCUACAGCUACCGAAAGCACGUCAAGCCCUAGACCAACCAGCCACAGAACUACCAAGAGCCACAGAACCACCACUCAGAGAACCACCACCACCACGCAUACAACUAACACCACAGGAACCACCAGCCGCGAGUCCCCAACAGCCACUCAUAGUCCUGCUACCACCACCAGUCAUCAAAAUACUACAGUUCAUCCAACAAGAAACAGUACUGCCACGAGUCCAGGACCCUCCACCAGAUCCCCCCACCCAGAACCACCACCCUCUCCAAGUCCUAGCCCAGGCUCCAAGGAGGCAAUAGGAGACUACACUUGGAAUAAUGGUUCCCAGCCCUGCAUCCGGCUCCAAGCCCAGAUUCAGAUGCGAGUUCUGUACCCAACCCAGGGUGGAGGAGAGGCCUGGGGCAUCUCUGUACUGAACCCCAACAGAACCAAGGCCCAGGGGGGCUGUGAAGGUCCCCAUUCCCACUUGCUCCUCUCAUUCCCCUAUGGACAGCUGAGUUUCGGAUUCAAGCAGGAUCCACUGCAGAGCGCUGUCUACCUGAACUUUAUGGCUGUGGAGUACAAUGUGUCCUUCCCCCAGGCAGUGCAGUGGACAUUCUCAGUUCAGAACUCAUCUCUUCGAGAUCUCCAAACCCCCCUGGGCCAGAGCUUCAGUUGCAGAAAUGCAAGCAUCAUUGUUUCACCAGCUUUACACCUUGAUCUGCUCUCCCUGAAGCUACAAGCUGCUCAGCUGUCCCCCUCAGGGGGCUUUGGACCAAGUUUCUCUUGUCCCAGUGAUAAGUCCAUCUUGCUGCCUCUCAUCAUUGGCCUGAUCUUACUCGGCCUCCUCACCCUGGUGCUUGUUACCUUCUGCAUCGUCCGAAGACGCCCACCCUCUUACCAACCCCUCUGAGCAUUUGUCUCAAUACCCAGGGCACCAGGAGGUGCUCUCAUUUCUCAUCAUUCAAUUGACUCAAAAAGAUAAAAGUUAUCAUCCUUCCCUGUCUUGAUGAACAAAGAGAUAAUGCAGUUGGGAGGGGUGAGGGGAAAGAUGUUUAUUAAAUAUGACUGAUUCCCCAUCUUCCAUGGGAAAAUAAUAAAACUUGCUCAAAUCUUUA
Messenger RNA from Cervus elaphus (red deer), 1371 nucleotides. It is a transcript of the gene CD68, whose product is annotated as CD68 molecule. NCBI's taxonomy places the organism in Eukaryota, Metazoa, Chordata, Mammalia, Artiodactyla, Cervidae. Gene Ontology annotation, cellular component: membrane. The record is from RefSeq and is a predicted model, not a curated record. The transcript is spliced from 6 exons. The coding region runs from base 159 to 1166 and encodes 335 amino acids.